This is a messenger RNA of Penicillium digitatum Pd1, 2310 nucleotides long. RefSeq names its product putative JmjC domain protein. The record is from RefSeq and is a predicted model, not a curated record. NCBI's taxonomy places the organism in Eukaryota, Fungi, Ascomycota, Eurotiomycetes, Eurotiales, Aspergillaceae.
AUGCCGGCACACAGAACACGCCUGGCUUUCGAGCCACUAUCACCUCUUCUCGAUAUACAUCGAGUUGUUGAGUCGACUCCCAAUUUCGAGUUUGCGAUGAACAUCACCUGUGACUCAAUUGAGGAAUUUCCUCUUGAGGAUUUUGAGAGGCUUGUCCUGUUCCAGGUUGUCCUGAGCGGAAGACCGUUGGUCAUCAGAGGAUUCAACCAACGUCUUGACAAGGGUAUUUUCUCCGAGAAAUGGCUCCGAGAAAACUACGCGAAGAAAGUCGAGGAAGUUCGAGAUCUGGUAAAGAAGAGGACCCAGAAUUUCAGCAUGGGUCACUACCUCGAAAGCCUGUCACUUCUCACUCGGCAGGUGACAGUCCACAACUACACAAACAAAGACGUUCAACGGCUCUACCUCAAAGACAUCGACUGUCCACCUGAGUGGCGUUCUUAUCUAGAGAACCUACUACCGCCGUCACUGUUCUACCUGAACGAAGCACCUCAAACCUUUGAAGGACCUGCGUCAGGAAAGACGAAUCUGUCUGGGAUUCCCAAGACCACGCAAGGCGGCCUCAUCGCGCCAGCGGGCGAUUUGAUGAGCAGCCUGCCCCCAACUAUGCGCGCAGAGAAUCUGAUGUGCUACAUUGGCCACGAGGGCACGUACACACCAGCACACCAAGAGAUGUGUGCCAGUCUGGGCCAUAACAUCAUGGUCGAUGCGUCGGAUGGGUCUCCUGAAUACGGCAAGCCGACAGAGCCGGGUUCUUCAAUCUGGCUGAUGACAGAGACCAAAGACCGGCGGGUUGUUUCUGAAUACUGGAUGUCUGUUCUUGGGCACGACAUUGACAUUGAAGAUUUCUUUGCUCCCUUGCAUGCAUGGGAGAUUGCACCAUUCAAGACCUGGGUGGUGGAGCAAAAGCCCGGUGACCUUAUACUUGUGCCCCCUCUUGCCGCGCAUCAGGUCUGGAACCGUGGCACCCGGACAAUGAAAGUUGCCUGGAAUCGCACGACUGUUGACACGCUCGAGCUGGCUCUGCGUGAAGCUUUGCCGCAUGCGCGAAUGGUCUGCCGUGAUGAACAAUAUAAGAACAAAGCCAUUGUCUACUACACGCUUGAACGGUAUUCCAAGUUGUUGCGGCAAGCAAAAAAGGUCAGUCAUCCGGUGGUAAGUCAACUUUGGGAUGAUUUCAAGCGACUGUUCGACAUGUACAAGAACAUUUUGUUGUCUGAAUCCUUCUCACAAAAAAAUCCAGAGAAGAAUGUCCAAUACCAUGAGUUCCAGAGCAACAUCACCUGCUCGUUUUGCCGUUGUAACAUAUUCAACCGGUUUCUCACCUGUACUGGUUGUGCAAAUAGUCUUGGCGGCGACGAGGACCCGUACGACGUAUGCAUGGAUUGCUAUGUCAUGGGUAGAAGCUGUGCCUGUGUUUCCAACCUCAAGUGGAUGGAGCAAUUUCCAUGGAAACACUUGACCGAACGCUAUGAGACAUGGCGACGGCUAAUAAUUUCUUCUGGUGAAGACUACAAUGAUUUGAAGGUUCAGUUUCCCACUUUCAUUGUCGCCCGUGGCCAGGCAGGCAAAAAAUCUGUGGCGGAGAUCUGUCAAGAGCAACUGCUGCGGCGCCCCUGGAACGACCCCCAAAAGCCCAAGCCCGUGUUAGACAAUACUAUCGAAGACGCCGACAGCGAAUCUGAUGGCAACAGUCGGUCGAAAAAGCGCCGCAAACUGCGACAGUCUCUCAUGGCAAAAUUGGAUGAAGUCCACCGCUGCCACGUUUGCCUUCAUUUUGAGGUCAACUGGAAGCUCGCGCCUUGCUCAAACUGCGACCAGCGCUACUGUUACGGCAGCUUGUUCCGUGCGUUUGAAAUUUCCCCCCAGGAGGCCAUGGAGAAGCACCACUGGCUCUGCCCGAAAUGCCGCAAGGAAUGCAGCUGCGGCGCUUGCCAGCGUGAUCCAUCAAUGAAACCAUACGAACCUAACUGCACCAUUCUGGGCCAUGACACCAGCAAGGUUGCCGACCCUCGCAGCAUUGAGACCUUGGUGGAUUUCCGGAAAUCGAAUUUGUGGUGGUUGAAAAAAUUUGGCGACGACGUUCAUGGACGCAUUCAAAAACGCCAGAAGGAAGCCGAGGAAGCUGAACUGGAACGACAGAAGACCCUGGAAGACCAGGGCUUCAGCUUCGAGUCAAGUCCGUUCGACCAGUCGGCGCAAAAUGACAAUGGGAACGAUGAAACCCCACUGGGCUUUGAUGAGAACAAUGGGGGAAUUCCCGUUGAUCCAUCAUUGAUGGUCCAGGGACCUGUUGCGAGCGCAGGCACUUGA